Osmia bicornis bicornis is the source of this 691-nucleotide messenger RNA. RefSeq lists its product as uncharacterized. NCBI's taxonomy places the organism in Eukaryota, Metazoa, Arthropoda, Insecta, Hymenoptera, Megachilidae. The record is from RefSeq and is a predicted model, not a curated record.
GAUGUACAAAAUUCUGCGUUCGUAUUCAAUUUUAUCCCCGCCGAAGUACGGCAAUUGUACAGUGGAGAAAGAAAUCAAACCACCUCUCAUUUCUCUGAUUGACAUAAAAUCUUUAUACAAAUCGAAGCAACCAAAUGAAUUACUCAAUAAAAUUAAAUUAACAUUAGAUAAUGCAAUCAAAAAUGCUAAUUGGAGUGUAUUUGAUUGUUUUGAACAUGAGUAUGAUUAUAGCAUGCCAGCAACGUUUGAUUGCAUCAUAUAUUUUAUUACUGGACGUAUUUGUCAGCAAUUGUUGACAUUUAUACAAUGUACAACAUGCAAGGAAGCAGUUACUGCAAAUACUAAUUUCAGUGCCAAACAAAAAUUCGGUGACGAGCUGUCAUGUAUUUUUGUGCAUUCAAAUAUAGGAUUUUUUAAUUUUAUAAAAAAAUUAGAGAAUCUAUUUGUACAGCAUUGCCACAAACUAGAUGUCGUAGAUGCUAUACUUAAUAGCAGCAUUGAAUCAAACAUAUUGAUGUUUUCUUGCGGAGACCAUAAACUGGAUAUAAUUUCAUAUAUUGUUUAUUAUUUUUUGGAAAUUAGAUUAUCAGAAUAUUGUAAACAAUUAAAUGAUAAUACAGAAAAUAACCAACACGUGAAAAAAAUAUCAAAAUAUUGUAAGACUUAGAAAUAUAAAUAAAGAUAUAAUUUA